UACUACAAAAGAAAAAAAAAAGAAGAGAAAAUAGCACAGUUUCUGAAAUUUGCAACUCAAAGUCUUCUUGACAAGAAAACCGACUCUUGAGAAAUUUGAUUGAGCAUUAUGGCAGAGAGUGUUGUAGGCUUCUUGAUUAACCAGCUCUCAACCUUACUUGCCCAAGAGACCACACUUUUGGGGCGGCUUAAACCAGAUGUUCAAUUUAUCAAAGAUGAACUCAGCAGUAUGAAAGCUUUCCUCAGAGAAGCUGAAGCAAAGGAAGACAAUGAUUCUCAACUCCAAGAAUGGGUAAAGCAGGUUCGAGAAGUUGCUUAUGAUACAGAGGACGUUCUCGAUGAUUUUACCUUCCGCUUUGAUCAUGGUUGUGCGGACGGAUUCUGAGGCCAGGUUGAAAAGAUCUAUAACUCAAUAAAGAAUCUGAAAGCUAGCCAUCGAAUUUCUUUGGAGAUUAAAGACAUCAAGGCCAGAGUUGGAGAGAUUUCAGCAAGGCAUCAGAGGUACCAGUCCCUAUAUGGUACUCAAGAAAGAAGCUUCAGCACUUCUCGUCAGGCGAAUGCAGAUUUUGACAUUCGUGCUCAGUCACUCUUCAUUGAAGAAGCUCAACUUGUUGGGAUUGACAAGCCAAAAGCAGAUCUCAUCUCAAAAAUCCUUGCUGAUCAUUCCCAAUUGAAAGUAGUUUCGGUUGUGGGAAUGGGAGGGCUCGGGAAGACUACCCUAGUGAAAAAAGUCUAUGAUGACACUGCAGUGAAGAAACAAUUUCAAAACCAUGCCUGGAUAACUGUUUCUCAAAAUUUUCAGUUCAAUAUCAUCAUCAAGGACCUGAUCCAACAAUUGUACAACGAAAUCAAACAACCAAUCCCACCCCAAGUGGAAUCCAUGAAUGUUAUUAUGCUGAGUGAAUUUGUCAAAGACUUCCUCCGAGAAAGAAGGUACAUCCUUGUCCUUGAUGAUAUGUGGAGUAUAGAUGCUUGGGAAGCUAUCAAAUGUGUAUUGCCUGACUGCAAUACUGCUAGUAGUGUUGUAUUGACAACACGAAUAGCUGAUGUGGCUUCUGCAUCUUGUUUAGGAUCACUUGACUUCGUCUAUAAGAUGAAGCCUCUUUCUGAUAAAGAGUCUUGGACUCUUUUUUGCAAUAGAACAUUUCAGAGCAAUGACUGUCCUCCAAAUCUAGAAGAAGUUUCUAAAAAAAUAAUGAAAAAAUGUGAGGGCUUACCUCUUGCAAUUGUUGCAAUGGGUGGUCUUUUGGCUUUGAAGGAUAAGGGAAAGACAGAUGAAUGGGAGAUAAUUCUUCGUGGCUUUGGUAGCGAAGCAGAUGGUAGUGGUAAGUUUGACAAAAUUAGAAAGGUACUCUUCCUUAGCUACAAUGAUUUGCCUCACAAUCUCAAAAGCUGCCUAUUAUAUCUAAGCAUCUAUCCUGAAAAUUAUUCAAUUAUUGUGGAUGAUAUACUUGUGAAAUGGAUAGCACUAGGAUUUGUAGAAGGGAAAGAAGGAAUGACAUCCACUGAUAUCGCUAUGAAAUAUCUGAAAGGACUUAUCAAUAGAAGCUUAAUCCAAGCUCAACAGAUACGGGAAGAUGGCAAAUUGCAGAGAUGUGGUGUUCACGAUUUUCUGCGUGAAGUCAUUAUCUCAAAAUCUAAAAGAACAAAGCUUCACAACCAUAGCCACUGGAUAUUACACAGGAUGGCCUGACAAAGUUCGACACCUAG
Coffea arabica (coffee) is the source of this 1709-nucleotide messenger RNA. The record is from RefSeq and is a predicted model, not a curated record. NCBI's taxonomy places the organism in Eukaryota, Viridiplantae, Streptophyta, Magnoliopsida, Gentianales, Rubiaceae.